AAAAUGGACCGAUGAGGAGAUAAAUAUGCUACAUUCAUCAAUAAUACGUUUCUCAGAUGAUUUGAAUAAAAUUAGCUUAAGCAUUAAAAAUCGGACUGUCUCUCAAAUACGACAAGCGCUUAAGAAGAAAGCUUUCGAAGAUGCAGGAAUACCUGCAAAGCAGGUGCCUGUACAGCAAGUGCAACAUGUCAUCCAAGCCGUGCAACAAGUGCCCACACAACAGACACACGUCGUCAAGCAGCAAACAAUACAAUUGAAUGCAAUGCAUCAACAACAACAGCAGCACGACACUGCUAAUGUUAUAGUACAGCAACAACCACAGUUAGUAACCACACAGCAACAGCAGCAGCAAACGCAAUCAACAACACCGCAAACAGUGCAUAUACAACACGUGCAACGUAUAUUGCCGGUGCAAACAACACGAGUGUCACAGCAUCAUCAGCAACAACAACAUACACAACCAACACUUACCGCGCCACAGUCGUUGCAAACAUCACCAAAACAGAUUAUCAUACAGCAAACUAGCGCCGCAACACAAAUCAUUCAACAACCACAUACGACCACAGUAACGUUGCAGCAAUUUCAACAAAUGCAACAGCAGAAAGCAUUGCUAGCUGCUUCGGCGGCACCUACAGUGGCUACGGUCACCGAAAACGUCGUCUUACAAACGGCAUCACAGCCGGUGGUGCAGUCGGCGCAGCCGCAGCCGCAACCACAGCCGCAGCCGCAGCAAACAACGACUCAACAAGCUUUAGUGGUGGCCAGCAGCGCUGCUUCCAUAACAGCUGUUGCGCCAACCACAGUGAUGGUCCCCGCCGCCACGGGGGUAGCGCAGUCGGGGUCAAGUGGGGUGGCAGUAACGACUACUGCACCGCAAACAAAGUCUAUAACUCUGAAAUCAGGUCCAGAUGUAAUGAUGACGUUAAAUCGUAUCAACACACAGGAGCACGAGGAAGAGGGUCUGCCAGCUGAUGUGGUCAAAUUGGACUUUUCGAGCGAAGAAGUAACCGGAUGAAGUCUGGAGAAUGCGGCGGUCGGUGAUGGUGGUGCAGGCGGCAGCAGCGGCAAUGGCGAUAACGUGGAAUGUGUAACGGUCGAGGAUGACGAAUAUUAUUUUUUCAAUUCAAAGAAUUAAAUAGAUUUAGUAGAAAAUAUUGAGUUUAUCACAAGUAACAAAGUGGUUUGAAAAUUGCGUUUCUAAUUUUGUAAAGACAAUUUAAGUAAAAAUAGAAUUUAUGUAGAAAAGCGGCAAAAUACAUAUUAAGCAGAUAUGGAAGGUGGUAGGUUGUGCUGCAACUGCUUGCCCGAACUUGAAUGUAAUUUUUUGGAUUUGGAAUAUUGGCACAUACAAUUUGAUAAGAUUUUAAAUAACACUUAAGUUUCUCAUUCUGAAAUUCGCCUAGUACAUAAUAACCGAUAUACAUAAAAUAUAUUUAACAUUUUGCAUGAACUUGCGCCGUCAGAGGACAUUUGAACAAAAAAAUUCUAAAGAUCACAUGCUGUGCCAAUAAAAGAAAACUAUAUUAUCUAGAUAACAUUGCAAUUUAGUUAAAUUAAUUGUUUGCACAUUUAUUCUCAUUUUUCUCGACACUACUAUAAGUACCUUCGAGUAUUGUUUUCAUUUCCGUUUUUUUUUAUCUUUCUUUGGAACGGCAAUUAUGUACAAAAUGAUUGAGUCAUAUAAGCUUAAAGAAGGGAGAGUUCUUAUAUAUGUACACUCUAAUGUAUGUAAAAAUUGAUAGAAGUUAAUAAAUACAAAAAUAACGUAAAUAUUGGCAUUGUUGAAGGUACUACAUUUUAAGCUACUUUACUUAAAAUAAAUUUAUUACUUUUGUAUAAAACAAACGAUGAAACAUCAAUAUCGAUUAAGUUAAAAAAAAAACGAAAUGCAACGAAUUGAUUUUUCGAAUAGAAACCGA
This is a messenger RNA of Rhagoletis pomonella (apple maggot), 1919 nucleotides long. Its product is annotated as transcription factor SPT20 homolog. The record is from RefSeq and is a predicted model, not a curated record. Gene Ontology annotation, cellular component: MLL1 complex; NURF complex. NCBI's taxonomy places the organism in Eukaryota, Metazoa, Arthropoda, Insecta, Diptera, Tephritidae.